This is a messenger RNA of Plasmopara halstedii, 1416 nucleotides long. RefSeq lists its product as uncharacterized. The transcript has a single exon. Lineage: Eukaryota; Oomycota; Peronosporomycetes; Peronosporales; Peronosporaceae. The record is from RefSeq and is a predicted model, not a curated record. The coding region runs from base 1 to 1416 and encodes 471 amino acids.
AUGCCUACAGGAUACACCUCUGUGGCGGCAUUUUUCAAACCCUCGAACAUCUUUCAACGUUUGAUGAAGAAGAUAAAGAGCAUUCUUGCCAGAUUUUCUAGCUGGUUCAGUUGGAAAAAAUCGAAGCCUGCUCCUCAAGACUCGACGGUUGUUAUCAAGGACACUAGAAUAACGCCAGCAGCUAAAACUUCUAAUGGUAUGAAGUCUACAUCUAAUGAGCCGAAAUGGGCUACAGAGUCAACCACUGUUGAAGUGUCUCCCAAAUAUGAACCUAGCACAGAUGCCAAACCAAAAUGGAAUGAACCGCCGAGAGAUGAUUCACCGCGGGUAACCAGCUUCACGUCUUCAAUUUAUUCGGCACCAGGCCACACUAAUCCUUCAAGGUUAACCAGCUUCAAGUCUUCAUUUGAUUCGAAGCCAGAUCAAGCAAAGCCAGCUUGGAAGGCUAAUUACAUGUUUCUGGACAUAAGUAAUGGAAUAACGGAAAGAGAAACUGCAAAUAUGCCCCUCAGGGAUGAUAAAUUACUCAAUACACCCACAACGGACUCGUUCGCAUCCCAUAACAGAAAAUUCCGUCCACUCCCGCACAAAAAACCAUUUACUGGCACCACAUCGGCAAACAAUAUUUUCGACAUUCCCAGUGCUGAGCAUUUGAGUAGAAAUCAUCUGUCCGCCGUUGAAACACAUCCCACUAACAAGCCACCAAGAUGGGAUCCGAAUCCAUUUACUCACGAUAAUUCGCAUCCAUUUACUUACGAAAAUUCGCACCAUUUUACAUACGAUAAUUGGCAUCCAUUUACUUACGGAAAUUCGCACCCUUUUACACACGAUAAUUUACACAGCCAAACUUCGUCAAGCUUCGUGUUCAGCCCUAUCUAUAACGAUCACCGUAAUAGUGGUGUACGAAUGUCUAGCGUUGCAUGGCGUACCCCCAAGCAAGUAUCUCAGGUGUUUAGGAGAUUUCCUGCAACUGACAGUGGUAUUGUGAACCCUCCUGUGUCCGCCAGCGUGCGCGACAGCCUGAGACGAAAUGGAGAUCCUCGAGUGAUUCGUUCUGCUUACAUUCCAGCUGCGCGCAUUGAAGCACUAAGCCCUGAGAAUGCUGAAGUGACUCGUUUGACUGGUCGCUCUGAACUAAUUAAACCUGAAGUUCCGGUACCAAAUCUUCCUGUUCGAGCUAAAACAACCAAAACUGACGUUGCUAAAGUCACUCCUUCAACUGUUCGCACUAGAAAAAUCGAAAUUAAAGAUCCAGUACCCAAUCUUGCUGCUGGCGGUAAGAGACCCAAAACUGAGGAUGCUGAAGUGAUUCCUGCAACUGUUCACGCUAAAAGAAUUGAAUCGAUGAUUCAGUACCUAGUCUUGCGGUUCGCGGUGAAAGACCCAGAACUAAGGAUGCUGAACCGACUCCUUUGA